Molecule: messenger RNA, 579 nt
Organism: Lasiosphaeria miniovina
Lineage: Eukaryota; Fungi; Ascomycota; Sordariomycetes; Sordariales; Lasiosphaeriaceae
Exons: 2
Coding region: 303-545 (80 amino acids)
Source: RefSeq, a predicted model, not a curated record
UUCUACUCGGCCGCGCUCACAAUCAUAAUGUCUUCCCGCAGAGAUCCCGACUCAACGAAUGAAUCAGCGUAUUCGAUUGGCUCCGAUAUACGACGAGAUGCAGCGAUCUCUUAGUAUCCAGGCCGAUGUUUCCACGCCGUCAUCACUUCACAGCGUUUCCAGGCAGCAGCAUAUCCCCCCGGCCAGCAAUUAAACGGUACAGAUUGGGGAGGGGCUUCAGGGCGUGACAUCCGAGCAGGUAAUAAUCAUUCGGGCCCAGUAGUCUAGUAGAAGCAUAUCUGGAUGAUCUCCCACAUCCUUCAAUGCCUCCGCGCCGCCAGAGAUGGAGUAUAUGCCUAUUUAUGGUCGCCUACUGGAGAGGGUUGGAGGGUUGGAUCCAAAUCGCCAUAUGUUUUUUUUUUGCCAAGCAUACAUGUCCUCAGCUCCAGCACUUCGCAGCCUUGCGAUGUCUAUCUAGAUCGCCAGUCGUAAGGGGUGGGGCCUCUGAGCCGGGCAAUGUCUUUGCGCCGGGGCAUCCGGUGACCUUACUGACAUGUACCUCAUAGUAUCCGUCCGUACCUUACUCAGCUAUCACACACC